GGGAGCCCGCCGGCUCGGCUCGGGGCCGGGUGGCGCCAGGGAUGCGGCCCCGGGCUCCGGCCAGCGCGUCCCGGGGAGCCGCGUCCCAUUGGACGGGCGAAUGGAUGGAUGGACGGACAGACGGAUGGAUGGACGGACAGAUGCGGAGGCUCCGGUGGUCCUGCUGUCCGUGCGAUCCCCUCUUCCAUUGCAGGCCGACUUCGGAGAGGAUUUGCUGCCGGCGUUGGCCUCGGCGUUCCUGAGGGAUUUAUGCUGGGAUUAAGGAUUCCAGCCACUGAGUGAAGCUCAUCUCACCACAGCUGGGAGAGGCUGGAGCCCCAGCACAGCGAUACCUGAGAAGCUGCCCCGAUUCUGGCAGCACUGCCUGUACCUCUGCCCGUCGGCAGCUUUCCAAGCUGCGUUAUCAGCUCCUCGGCAAGACUGGAGAGGUGGCGGCCGCUGAAUGACCGGCAAACGCUUCCAGGGGGCAGGAAGGCAAAAGCUCAUUGGGAUAAUUAGGUGGCAAACAAGCAUUUGGGAUUGGACUGGCAGGAUUUCUCUGGCCUUGACACCUGCCUUGCUCCUCCGUGCCUUUGGAUCCGGUGUUGCUGGCCAGCUCUGUUCCAAACCACUGGUGAAUGUGAGGUGCUGGGGGGGGAUCGCCCCCCUCAAGGCUUAACGGCACCCUCUGGCCCACCCCCCUGCCUGUGGUAUUGGGUGCUAUAAGAGGAGGCAGGGAGCACUGGGACAAGGGAGAUGGUUCCGAAACGCCGAUCCCUGUCUCCGGAGCUGGCGGUGAAGCUUGGGGAAGGCACUGGGAUACAGGGCUAAGCCAAACCCGUCCCUGCUCUGAGGGACUGUGGGUGAUGCUGGUGGGGGAGCUAGCAGCUCCAUACCCGGUUCCCGGUGGGAUACACUCCGUUCUCUGGCAAAGCUUCUUGCCAUGGCUGAGCACUUGGAGCUGCUGGCGGAGAUGCCAGCGGUGGCACGGCUGAGCACGCCGGAGCGGCUGAAACACGCUCAGAAACGCCGGGCCCAGCAGCUGAAAAAAUGGGCGCAGACAGAGAAGGAGAUACAGGGGAUGAAGGUGGCAGCUGAGAGGAAGAGGAGGAGGAGGAAGAGCAACAGCCAAGGGAAGAGGGUGACAUUCCCCGCCAGUGUCCAGCUGUUGGAGGCGGCGGCCCGGCAUGAUGCUGAGGAAGUCCGGCAGUUCCUGCAGAAUGGCAUCAGCCCCGACCUCUGCAACGAGGACGGUCUCACCGCGCUGCACCAGUGCUGCAUCGAUGACUACGGUGAUGUGGUGACAGUGCUGCUGGAAGCGGGGGCCGAUGUCAACGCCCGUGACAGCGAGCUCUGGACGCCGCUCCAUGCUGCUGCCACCUGUGGCCACCUCCGCCUGGUUCAGCUCCUCAUCCAACGUGGUGCUGACCUCCUUGCCGUCAACUCGGACGGGAACAUGCCCUACGACCUGUGUGAGGAUGAAGUGACCCUUGACUGCAUUGAGACAGCCAUGGCAGAGCAGGGUAUCACCCAGGAGAAGAUUGAGGAGGCUCGUGCUGCCACCGAGCACAGCAUGGUGCAGGAGAUCCGGCAGCUGGUACAGGCAGGGGCUGACCUGGACGCGCCACGGGGACACGGCGGCGCCACGUUGCUGCACAUCGCGGUGGCCAACGGUUACAUGGAGGCGGCUGAGCUGCUGCUGGAGCACCGGGCUGGCACCAGCGCCAGGGACGAGGAUGGCUGGGAGCCCCUCCAUGCCGCUGCUUGCUGGGGGCAGGUGCAGCUGGUGGAGCUGCUGGUGGCUCACGGUGCCGACCUCAACGGGAAGUCGGUGCUGGAUGAGACCCCCCUAGAUGUUUGUGGGGAUGAGGAGGUCCGGGCCAAGCUCCUAGAGCUGAAGCACAAACACGAUGCCGUCAUGAAAUCCCAUGAGAAACACAAAUCCUUGCUCCAGCGCCGCACCUCCAGUGCCGGCAGCCGUGGGAAGGUGGUGCGGCGGGUGAGCGUCUCGGAGCGUACCAACCUGUACCGUAAGGAGCAUGAGCGGGAGGCCAUUGUCUGGCAGCGCACCGAGCACCGCGACAGCGAGGAUGAGGACCGGCAGACGGACGCCGAGCUCCGCUGCCACUUGGCCGAUCCCACGGGAUUGGCGCCAGCAGAGGCCCCCGAGCCGCCACCACAGCGCAACGGCACAGCCCUCUAUUCCAAAAAGUCAGAGCGUGGCAGCGGCGGCACUGCGGUGGACACGGGGGUGGAUGUGGCACGGGAGAAAGCCCACCACACCCUGGCAGACCUCAAGCGGCACCGGGCAGCCUCCAAGCUCCAGCGCCCGCGCCCCGAGGAGCACCCGGCUGGGGGGGCGCCCGGCCCACCCCCAGCCCCCGGCUCCGCAGACCCCCCGCUCCUCAAGCUGACAGCGCCGGCUGAGGAGGCGCCGGCCGAGAAGCAGCGCUGCUGUAAGGUGAUGUGAGUGGCUGCGGCACCCGUGGGUGCAGCACCCAACCCCCUCGGCGCUGCAGUGGCCCUGGCCCCUCGGCUGGGGGGUGUGGAGUGUUUUUUGCCUCUUUUUGACUGUUUUGAAAAUGGGGCCUUUUUUUCUGCCGAAAUCAAAGCCUUGUCAUUUUGCACCA
Falco peregrinus (peregrine falcon) is the source of this 2609-nucleotide messenger RNA. RefSeq names its product protein phosphatase 1 regulatory subunit 16A (gene PPP1R16A). The record is from RefSeq and is a predicted model, not a curated record. Gene Ontology annotation, molecular function: phosphatase regulator activity; enzyme inhibitor activity; protein binding. NCBI's taxonomy places the organism in Eukaryota, Metazoa, Chordata, Aves, Falconiformes, Falconidae. Gene Ontology annotation, cellular component: cytoplasm.